This is a messenger RNA of Neogale vison (American mink), 1679 nucleotides long. It is a transcript of the gene CDC50B, whose product is annotated as transmembrane protein 30B. Lineage: Eukaryota; Metazoa; Chordata; Mammalia; Carnivora; Mustelidae. The coding region runs from base 54 to 1115 and encodes 353 amino acids. Gene Ontology annotation, cellular component: plasma membrane; endoplasmic reticulum; Golgi apparatus. The record is from RefSeq and is a predicted model, not a curated record. The transcript has a single exon. Gene Ontology annotation, biological process: phospholipid translocation.
GCCGCUCGUGAGCGCCACUCCGCCCGUCCCUCGUCCGACCCGGCGCGGCCGCCAUGACCUGGAGCGCCACGGCCCGGGGCGCCCACCAGCCCGACAACACCGCGUUCACGCAGCAACGCCUCCCCGCCUGGCAGCCGCUGCUGUCGGCCAGCAUCGCGCUGCCGCUCUUCUUCUGCGCCGGCCUGGCCUUCAUCGGCCUGGGCCUGGGCCUCUUCUACUCCUCCAACGGCAUCAAGGAGCUCAAGUACGACUACACGGGCAACCCGGGCACCGGCAACUGCUCGGCGUGCGCCCUGGCCGACCAGGACCGCGCGCCGCCGCUUCGCUGCUCGUGCGCCUGGUACUUCUCGCUGCGGGAGCUCUUCCCGGGCCCGGUGUACCUCUACUACGAGCUGACCAACUUCUACCAGAACAACCGGCGCUACAGCGUGUCCCGCGACGACACGCAGCUGAGCGGGCUGGCGAGCGCGCUGCGCCACCCGGCCAACGAGUGCGCCCCCUACCAGCGCCGCGCCUCCGGCCUGCCCAUCGCGCCCUGCGGCGCCAUCGCCAACAGCCUCUUCAACGACUCGUUCUCGCUGUGGCACCAGCGCCAGCCCGGCGGGCCGUACGUCGAGGUGCCGCUCGACCGCACCGGCAUCGCCUGGUGGACCGACUGCCACGUCAAGUUCCGCAACCCGCCGCUGGUGAACGGCAGCCUGGCGCUCGCCUUCCAGGGCACCGCCCCGCCGCCCAACUGGCCCCGGCCGGUCUACGAGCUGAGCCCCGACCCGAACAACACCGGCUUCAUCAACCAGGACUUCGUGGUGUGGAUGCGCACCGCGGCGCUGCCCACGUUCCGCAAGCUGUACGCGCGCAUCCGCCAGGGCAACUACUCCACCGGGCUGCCGCGCGGCGCCUACCUCGUCAACAUCACCUACAACUACCCGGUGCGCGCCUUCGGCGGCCACAAGCUCAUCGUCUUCAGCAACAUCUCCUGGAUGGGCGGCAAGAACCCCUUCCUGGGCAUCGCCUACCUGGUCGUCGGCUCCCUCUGCAUCAUCAUGGGCUUUGUCAUGCUGGUGGUCUACAUUCGCUACCAGGACCAGAACGACGAGGAUGAGGACGCAGAGUGAUUCCCGUUUUCAAAGGACCCUUCCGGCUAGUUGUCUGAACUCUUCCUGCAAGCUUCUUAGAUUCUCCCAAUCAAUUCCAAUUCCAGCCUUGCCUCACUUUUCCUCCUGGUGUGAUGCCUGGACCAGAGGGAGGAAUUCCAUGCAACUGGGGGCUACCAGAACUUUGCUGGGGUGUUUGGACCGCAGAUUGAGACAGCCUUGUAAAUUCUCCCCGUCUUCACGAUUUACCGAGUUGACAUGUUAGGUUCUUAAAGUACGCAGCAUUUGAGUGUGGAAGGGACAGUAGAGAUUCCUGUUCAACUUCAUCUGAUGAAGAGACUGAGACCUAGAAAUGUUAUAACUCACUCAGGGUCACGCAGCUCUUCCUUGGCUCCUGACUCUGACUCUGUUAUCCCUACAACACCGUGGUUUUCUUGGCGGGGGGUGGGGGGGGAAUUUUGGGAGAGAGAGUGAAGCCCACAAAUGACUUGCAGAGGUGUGGAGGGGUGGGAGAGAACAUACCUGUAAAAAUGUGGACAUACUGUAGACACAGACCCAUUCUGACACAAUAAAGCUGGGGUGAGA